AUGGACGCAAUGGAAAUUGCCGACGGAGGUGAAGUCGGUCAUGAUGAGGCCGAAUUGGCGACACCGGACGAGAUAUCUUUGGUGCCCGUGGCACACAUGGAUCUGGACGAUGGUGAUCACCAUGACGAGGAAGAUAAGGCGGACGAAGAUGAACAAGUUCAGAACGGGCCUGUGGUUCAAAGCGGAGAUGAUGAUUUGCAGCAAACGGGCGAUGUCAACAUGGACAGCCCUCCGAGCAGCCAUCAUUCAGCCACAAAGCAACAGCAACUACAUCCUAUUGAGGUGGUUAUUAGCCCCCCGAGGAAUCCAGACUCCUUCAGCAAAAUCAAGCUGCCGCCCUCAUGGUAUGUUCUGAGGGUCAUCGAUCAAAUCGACAUCGAUGAAGACGACUAUGGCUAUGGUCAAGAUACUUGGUACAGUGUGGAAUUUGACGAUGGCCGUAUUGAUCAGCUCUUCCGUCUUGGUCCAGGUGACGACCUCGGCCAUUUCAAGCAUCCUCGAGCCAACAACAGUCAAACACAUUACCCUUGUCGACUUUCCGUCAGUGUUUUCCUCAAUUUCGUUUCUGUGAGUUGCAUUGCGCAGAGUCUGGUCUCAAUCUCAGACUCGGAAACAAACUAUGAGCUUGCCCUGAACACAGUCCGAAAGCAAUUGCCCGCCGACCUACCAAUCCUCCAAUCACAACAUAUCACUCAUACCCUAUUGUCCCUGCUGAGACCAAUCAACGGCUCCCUCGCUCUAGAGAGAUUUCAGCAAAGCCGGGACGCCAAUGACAACUCCAUAGUAACCUCCUACGGUAACAAGCGUCGCCGGAUUAUCGAUUCCAGUGACGAAGACACGAUGGAGUUUGAGCAGCCACGGAUGGGCCUUCGCCGCAGCACAAGGCAAAAAACAACAUCGCGACAGGCUUCGGUUGACUACGCCUCCAACCAUGACAUCGAUGAUGCCUUUGCUAAGGCCGAUACGCUCCUCGAUGGUGGAGAUGAUGACGAUGACGAGGAUUACCAAAAGACACCUCAAGAACCCACUACCCGCAGAAGUACAAGGCCUCGAAAUUCGAUUGGCAAAAGCUACAUCUCCUUCAUCCCCUCCUCUGAAGAUGAGUUGGCCAACGAUUCUGAUGAUGCCUUCAAGCCCGUCACUUCAGAUCUACCGGAUUUCAAGAGCAGCCAGAAGAAGAAGAAGAAAGGUGGCAAAGGCAGGCCCAAGCUCAAAAAUACUCGCAGAAAUGGACGAGAGUCCUCCAUUGAGUUUGAGCCUGUUCGGAAAUCGGGCCGCGCUACAAAGGAGACGACUUACAUCGUUCCAGACAUCGAUGAUGAGUACGAAAUCAUUGAGGAGAAAGUCUCGGGUGCUCCUAAACACGUUUCGGUCAAGGAGAUCUUCCCGCCGCUCCCAGAAACUUCUGAAUUCUUGAAAUUGCAUGCAACCAAUUGUGAGACUUGUGGUUCUGACGCUCACGUCGGCAAAGGCCCUCUCAUCAGCUGUCAAGGUUGUUCGUCGUCUUAUCACAAGAUCUGUCUGGGGCAGAGAUCAGUCAGAGACCACCGAGUCACCAAGAUUGGUUCCGAUCACUUUGUCCUACAGUGUCGGUAUUGCAUAGGAAUAUACCAGAAAAGGGAUGAAUCUGCCCCUAACUCUGCCAUGUGUCAAUCAUGCAAGUUGACAGGCGCAUCCUGUUCCGAAUUUUCUUCAAAAAAGACACCAAAGGUCGAGGAGCGAUUGCGGCUCGAAAAUGGUGGCGAGGAUCCCAUCACACAAGUCAAGCCAGAUCUUAUCAAUAACGCCGACACACUCUUGUUUCGCUGCACUGCUUGCAAGCGUGGGUAUCAUUUCGACCACUUGCCGCCGACUACACAAGAGAGCGAAAUACCCGAUGACUUGCGAGAGGCUCGCCUGGAGGAGUAUGCCAUGUUAGAUUGGCGUUGCAAAGAUUGUGCCAACGCCGAGCAUAGUAUCCAAACACUGGUUGCAUGGCGUCCCAUUGAUCAAGAGUCAUACACUCCUGGAACUACUGCCCUGGACUUCUCCGAGGAUCACAAGGAAUACUUGGUGAAAUGGCAGAAGACCUCUCACUUCCACGACACCUGGAUGCCUGGUGCAUGGAUCUUUGGUGUAGCCUCGGCGCCUAUGCGAAUCGCUUUCCUGAAACGCGAGGAGAGCAUGCUCCCGAAGAUGACAUUCAAAGAGGCUGUGGAUGAAGAGUGGCUUCUCCCUGACGUCAUUUUGAAUCUCAAAUACACACGUAAUGCAUCGAACUCGAGCAAGGCUAAGGACCUUGCCCGGAUUUCAGACGUGAAAGAGAUUUUCGUCAAGUUCCAGGGUUUGAGCUACACGGAGGUUGUCUGGGACAAGCCGCCUUCAAAGGACUCUGGGGCACCUUACGCAGCAUUCCAAGCAGCGUACAGUGACUACAUUGAAGGUGUCUACUUUCCAUAUGUCUCUGACCAGAAGAUGGCAGAACGGGUCAAGCAAUUCCGUGGCCUUGACUUUAAGAGACAUUGCGAACUCCAUGAACAACCAGACAGCCUCAAGCGAGGAAAGCUCAUGGCAUAUCAGCUCGAAGGAGUGAAUUGGAUGCUAUUCAAUUUCCAUCAAUCUCUGAAUAUCAUCUUGGCAGAUGAGAUGGGUCUGGGAAAGACCGUCCAGGUCGUCUCCUUGAUCACGACUCUUGUUCAUGACAAACCCAACUGUUGGCCUUUUCUCAUUGUGGUUCCCAACUCAACCUGCCCCAACUGGCGCCGCGAGUUGAAGCAUUGGGCCCCUGAUCUACGCGUUUGUACAUACCACGGCGGCAGAGCAGCUCAAGAUCUCGCCUUCAGACACGAAAUCUUUCCUGAAGGUGUCAAGGGUGGCAUCAAGGCACACGUUGUAAUCAUGUCGUACGAGGCGGCUGUCGAUGCAAAGUCCACUUUCCGGUCUGUCAAGUGGCAGGGCUUGAUCGUUGACGAGGGUCAAAGACUGAAGAACGACAAGAGUUUGCUAUACGGUGCGCUGCGGGACAUGAAGAUACCAUACAGGUUGCUUCUGACUGGAACACCUCUACAGAACAACAAGCGCGAACUCUUCAACCUUCUGCAGUUCAUUGAUCCUGCACUUGACGCUGAAGAACUUGAUGCGAAAUACGCUGAUCUCACCAAGGACACCAUUCAUGAACUUCAUGAGUUGAUCAGGCCGUAUUUCCUACGUCGCACGAAGGCACAGGUACUCAAGUUCCUGCCACCGAUGGCUCAGAUCAUCUUGCCUGUGACUAUGACGUUCUUGCAAGAGAAGCUCUCAAAGUCGAUCAUCUCGAAGAAUUCCCAUCUCAUCAGGUCAAUCAUCUCUGGAGGCAGAACCAAGGCUGGAGAACGCAAGGGACUGAACAAUAUACUCAUGGAGCUUCGCCGUGUAUUGUGCCAUCCAUUCCUAUUCAGCGAUUCAGUCGAAGAUCGAACUGUUACAGAUCCGGCCAUCAUUCAGCACAAUCUGGUUGAGGCUUCGGGAAAGCUCAAACUCUUGAACAUACUACUGCCGAAGCUGAAAGAACGGGGUCAUCGUGUUUUGAUCUUCAGUCAGUUCUUGCUGAGUCUGACCAUUAUUGAGGAUUUCCUCACAGCUCUUGGCUUGGCGCAUGCCCGAAUCGACGGCAGCCUCUCCGCCCUUGAAAAGCAGAAGAGGAUUGACGCAUAUAACGAACCCAACUCACCACUGUUCGCCAUGCUCCUGUCGACACGUGCUGGUGGAGUCGGUAUCAACCUUGCAACAGCUGAUACCGUCAUCAUUUACGAUCCCGAUUUCAACCCACAUCAAGACAUUCAAGCCCUAUCUCGCGCGCAUCGCAUUGGACAGAAGAACAAGGUUCUUUGUUUUCAGAUGACUACCAAGGAUACAGUUGAAGAAAAGAUUAUGCAGAUUGGACGCAAGAAAAUGGCUCUGGACCAUGCACUGAUCGAAAGCAUGGACGUGCGUGAAGAUGCUGGGGAUGACCUCGAAUCAAUUCUCAAGCAUGGAGCUGAAGCAUUGUUCAGUGACGAUGCUCGAGAUCACAUUGUUUACGAUGAGGCGGCUGUUGAAAAACUCAUUGAUCGCAGUCAGAUGGAGAGUACCAUGGCUGGAGAUGAUAAAUCGGCCGAGACGCAAUUCUCUUUUGCCCGCGUCUGGGAGAAUGGCCAUGGCACACUGGUUACUAACAAUGAUGAGAGUGCUCAGAAUGAAGACGCGCCAAGUGAUCAGAACGUCUGGGAGAAUAUUCUCAAGCAACGCCAGGAGGAGCAUGAGCGGGAAGUGGCAGCGCAGCAACGCGAAUACGGCCGUGGUGCCCGCCGUCGAAAUCAAGACGUGCGCUAUGUUGCAGUAGGUUACUUCAUUGAAGGUGUUAAUGACAGCUUCCUAACCUCCAACCAGCCUCAGGUUCUCGGAGACCUUCCGCUCGAUUCCUCAGACGACGAUGAUUUCGAGGGCGGCAAAGAAUCCGCUGAGAGUGACGAUGAAGGAUCGGACCUGGACAGCGAUGAUCUGGGCAGAGCCCGCAAAGGUAGAAAGCGCACUGCUCCAAUACUCCAUAAGCCACAGACACCCAAAACGCCCCGUACACCAAGCACGGCACCACCUAGCAAGAAAAGAAAGACUAUUAACACGCAGUCGAGCAGCGGAAGGAAUGGCCGUUCAACUCCCAGAAAACCUGCUUCCUCAACCACCACCCGUUGCUCAGGUCAUUCCCCCUCCACGCCCCGUAUCCCCUCCGACCGAGGUGCAGCAGCCAAGGCGCAGAGGUCGCCCGAGAAAAGCAUCGAUCGAACUAACCAGGCCGAGACCAAAGACGACGGUUCCCGAACCAGCCAACUCGACUCGACCGCCAAAGAUACACACGUUGCCGCCUCAACAAAUGCUCAAUCAAGCGAGACCCAACCAGUCGCCGUCAAUGCCAACAGCCAUGCUACAGAAUCAGUCGGUACAGCAGACACAGGCACGUCUGCAGCAACAGUGGCAAAUGGCCCAGAGACAUCCUCUUGA
This is a messenger RNA of Pestalotiopsis fici W106-1, 4995 nucleotides long. RefSeq lists its product as uncharacterized. Bases 1 to 4995 code for a protein of 1664 amino acids. Gene Ontology annotation, molecular function: ATP-dependent chromatin remodeler activity; ATP binding; ATP hydrolysis activity. Gene Ontology annotation, cellular component: nucleus; chromatin. The record is from RefSeq and is a predicted model, not a curated record. Gene Ontology annotation, biological process: chromatin remodeling; negative regulation of transcription by RNA polymerase II. Lineage: Eukaryota; Fungi; Ascomycota; Sordariomycetes; Amphisphaeriales; Sporocadaceae. The transcript is spliced from 5 exons.